Messenger RNA from Psilocybe cubensis, 789 nucleotides. Its product is annotated as Cytochrome b561 and DOMON domain-containing protein. NCBI's taxonomy places the organism in Eukaryota, Fungi, Basidiomycota, Agaricomycetes, Agaricales, Agrocybaceae. The record is from RefSeq and is a predicted model, not a curated record. The transcript has 5 exons. Gene Ontology annotation, molecular function: transmembrane monodehydroascorbate reductase activity. Bases 1 to 789 code for a protein of 262 amino acids.
AUGCCGAGAUGUUUGCCUUGCUGCUGCGGCUUACACACAUCAUCAACGCCUCAAGUAUAUGUACCAACCCAUGUUAUGCACGGACGCGAUAAUGGCGGAGGUGGUGGAGGUGGAGGUGGAGAUGCUGGCGAUGCUGGCGAUGGCGGUAAUGGUGGAUUCAUCCCAUUCUCCAUUCCCUUGACAGAACUAGAAAGACGAGCACGCAAUCAUGCCAUUCUUUGCGUGGUUGGCUUCCUCAUAUUGCUACCCAUUGGAGCUCUGGUCGCAAGAUACUCCAGGACAUUGCGUUACAAGUGGUUCUGGGCCCACUGGAUCAUCCAAUUCCUCAUUGCAGGGCCUGUCAUAUUCACUGGCUGGGCAUUGGGUUACAAAACGACGAAUGAACUAGAAACACCCCACUUUACAGAUCCCCAUCAGAAAGUAGGAUUGGCACUACUCAUUCUAUACGUCGUGCAAAUGGCCCUGGGAGCCAUCGUCCAUUUCUUCAAACUCCCGUCUAUUUUCCGAGGUCAUCGCCCUCCACACAGUUACCUACACGUUCUUGUCGGACUGGCCAUAUUCAUUCUCGCUCAAUGGCAGGUACAUUACGGACUAUUCACGGAAUGGCUCCUCACUGGUGGUCUUCACCAAGUCCCAGAAUCGGCUAAACAUGCUUGGCUUGCGUUGGUUAUUGUAUUUUGGGUUUUAUACGGCUUGGGCAUGGCUCUUCUUCCUCGACAAUUUAAACAAGAAAGUCAAGCCCGUAAAGUCCGAAAGGAGGACCCUAACUCCACCAAUACCUCUGCUUAG